Molecule: messenger RNA, 2546 nt
Organism: Camellia sinensis
Lineage: Eukaryota; Viridiplantae; Streptophyta; Magnoliopsida; Ericales; Theaceae
Source: RefSeq, a predicted model, not a curated record
GGAUCUAUUGUUUCCAACCGCUUAAGCGUAGACUUGAAGUUCAAACGACCGAGAUCGUAUCACUUUCCUUCAUUUUCCCACGGUUUCUCUCUCAUUUUCUCUCACUUUCUGGCCCCGGCAAAUUCCGACGAACGGUCUCCAGCAAGAGAAGUUGUUAAAAUUUCAGCUUAAUGCGUUCAGAUCUGGUAUAGAUACUAUUGUCGUACUCAAGAUACUGUAAUGGCGGCUCUGAUAAUUUUAGCUUGAAAUUAGGCUUUGAAUCUGUAGAAAAACUGCUACGACGGAGUUGUGGAAGUGCAAAUUAUAGAUCAAAUCGAGUGAGAAAAUUGGGCUUUGGAAGUACCGGAUUGGAACUUUACAGAGAAGUUUGAAGGGUGGUUGGUUUGGAUCUGAGGGCUCAGUCAUAUGGUCCUCAUCUCAGACGCAUUGUGAAUAAUUUUUCAUUUAGUAUUCACAUUUGAUGCAGAACUUUUGGAUAAUCUAUCUGUAAAGCCAUGCCAGAAAACAUAGUAGUUAACCCUUACAGACAGCAGGCUCAGUAUUGGAAGAUCUGAAUUAAUGUUUCACGAUUUAGGAUCUUGUUUGUUUCGUGCUGAGGAAGUUCAACUAUAUGUUAUUCAUCAUUCCUCACCAGUGCGCUGACUCCGUGGAAUCGUCUCAGGAUGAUGGUUGGUGAUCUAUUGGUUCUUCACAAGUUCAAUUACUAUGGAGUUCAGUCCUAAAACCAUCAAUACAUAUUGGUUUUGGGCAAAAAUGAAGAAAUGGUAUGUAGGCAUUUUAAUUGCAUCCUUGUUUAUGUUGCUCAUUCUAAUGUACGGAGUCAUGAAAAAUCCUGUUGGUGAAAAUUAUCUGUCAAAUCCCUUCUACAAUACAACAAAUCCUCUUGAGUGGAUUAAUUCUGUAGCUCCACCUGUAGUUCAGAUUCCAGAGACUGGUUCUAAAGUGGUUUCUGCCAAUACCAUAAUCUCCAGUCUCUUUCAACCGAGGAACAUCUCCAUUGAAGAGCAGCAAACUAUGCAAACAUGGAACCAUCUGAAACACUUAAUAGGCAAUGCUCAGGUUUUACCUAAUGCAGUAGAGGCAAUUAAGGAAGCUGGACUUGCAUGGAAUAGCCUUAUGGCAUCAGUUGAAGAGGAAAGACUUGCCUAUGGAAAUGAAAGUUCCCAUCGGAGAGGAAAAGACAAACAAUGUCCUCAUUUUCUAAGUAAAAUGAAUGCCACAGGGCUUGAUGAUGGUGGUUUUAAGUUGCAGGUUCCUUGUGGACUGACUCAGGGUUCUUCCAUUACUAUUAUUGGCAUUCCAAAUGGUCUUCUUGGUAAUUUUCGAAUUGACCUAACUGGGGAACCACUUCCAGGAGAGCCUGAUCCGCCCAUUAUUUUGCAUUACAAUGUUAGGCUUCAUGGUGAUAAGAUAACUGAGGACCCUGUAAUUGUACAAAAUACAUGGACUGUUGCUCAUGAUUGGGGUGAAGAGGAGCGUUGUCCAUUACCUGACCCUGGGAAGGUUAAGAAAGUGGAUGAGUUGGAUCAGUGCAACAAGAUUGUAGGUAAAGAUGAUUUGGCAGCUAGUAGGCGCUUCAAUGGUUCAAGAAAGUUUUCAAUUGUCCCAGAAGGAUCUAAGACAAGAACAUAUUUCCCUUUUAAGCAAGGUCAUCUUUCUGUUGCAACGUUUAGAGUGGGAACAGAAGGAAUCCAGAUGACAGUUGAUGGAAAGCACAUAACAUCCUUUGCUUUUCGUGAAACUUUGGAGCCAUGGCUGGUUAGUGAAGUAAGGAUUUUGGGAGACAUAAAGUUAGUGUCUGUCGUGGCCAGUGGUUUACCAACAUCAGAGGAUUUAGAGCACAUAAUUGACUUGGAAGCACUCAUAUCACCACCUCUUCAUUCUCGAAGGUCAUUGGAUCUCUUCAUAGGUGUUUUCUCUACAGCAAACAAUUUUAAACGUAGGAUGGCUGUUCGAAGGACAUGGAUGCAGUUUCCUGCAGUGCGGUCUGGGGCAGUUGCUGUGCGCUUUUUUGUUGGUUUGCAUAAAAACAAGAUGGUGAAUGAGGAACUCUGGAAUGAAGCACAGACAUAUCGAGACAUACAGCUGAUGCCGUUUGUUGACUACUACAGCCUUAUCACCUGGAAGACUGUAGCUAUCUGCAUCUUUGGGACUGAGGUCGUCUCCGCAAAGUUUGUCAUGAAAACAGAUGACGAUGCAUUUGUUCGCGUGGAUGAAGUGCUCGCUUCUUUAAACAGGAUAAAUGUGACUCAUGGGUUGCUUUAUGGUCUCAUCAACUCGGAUUCCAAACCUCAUCGGAAUCCUGAAAGCAAGUGGUAUAUUAGUAAUGAGGUAACUAUUUUCUCAAUUGCACUUCAACAUUCUCAAUUCUGUUUGCUUGGAAAGGUCAAACUUCAAAGUAGAGGAUAAACUCUAUGAAUGCAGUUUUAUUGACUGUUAUUUUGGCCAGAACCACGGUAACAACUAUGGGGUUAGGAAAAUUGUUGCAACCUAUAAUAUUGAAAUAAGGAAAAGAGAUCACGAAAAAUCAUCAUUACAUGAAUGCA